AUGUUGCGAGCGGCGGCGUCGAGGUGCGCCCGCGGUGCCGUCCGGCGGCUGUCGUCGUCUGCGGCGGCGGAGGCUUCACCAGUCGCUGUGGGGUCGCGGCGGAAUCCUCUCGUCGACGAGGGUGACUGGUCGUACUAUCGGGAGUGGUGGGGCGAGGAGGACGGCCCCGGCGAGGGGGCGCAGACCGUCUUCCGCCGCUACUCCGAGUGCGGCAACGGCGUCGUCUCCGUCUCCGCCUACCCCGCUUCCCAUGUCAAGAGUAUGGUAUCAGCAGGAUUGACAGCGCUUCCUUGUUCUUCAUAUGAUCUUCCACAAGCAGCAUCUGGACAGAACACUAUGAAAAUUCUGUGCAUCGGCCAUGGUGGCGGAACCUUACCAUUGUUUUUGGCUAGCAAGUUCAGAGGUGCUACCAUCCACAUUGUGGAGAUUGAUCCAGUGGUUGUUUCAGCUUCAAUUGAAUCCAUGGGUUUCCCCAUGUCAUCUGUUAAAGGCUUAUCGUCUGAGUCCAUGCUACCUGCCGACGCUGAUGAUCUAUUAUGGGGAGGCAUACAUGACCGCAUUUUCCUGCACAUAGCAGACGCUGAGGAUUUCAUCGCCAACGACAGCAACGAAUAUGACAUUGUCUUCAUCGACGCCUACGACGGAGACGACGUAUUUCCUCGCAAGCUCUGGGACGUCGACGGGGCAUUCAUGAAGAACCUAGAGAAGAAAGUGCACCCCAUCCACGGCGCCGUGGUCGUGAACUUGCACUCCGAUUCAGAGCUGCCAGCCUCCGAGGCAGAAGGCAAUGCCGAUUUCCAGAGCAUACUUCCCAUGGGCAGGCACGUCUCCCAGGUCUGCAGGGCUUACAAGCAGCACUUUGGGCUGGCCUUCACAGCCGCCGUUCCGUGGCUCUGCAACAUCACUCUCGUCGCCUGCCGUGACAAGGGGAUGACGAGCGGCGCGUGCCUGGGGCUGAGCCACCGGGAUUUCGUUCUUGGCAAGCUUCUGUCGAGAUCCGAUAUGGUGGAGCGUGCGCUGGACCUGCCGUUCCCAUGCCUGCCGUACAUCAAGAACGGUUUUACGAUGGUUCACUGA
Molecule: messenger RNA, 1077 nt
Organism: Miscanthus lutarioriparius
Lineage: Eukaryota; Viridiplantae; Streptophyta; Magnoliopsida; Poales; Poaceae
Source: the annotation of a GenBank genome assembly